AUCGGCACACUGGGUGCCAUGCCAAAAGAUCUCAGCCGGCAUUUGGAAGCAAUAAACAUUGACAAAUUUACGAUCUGCCAACUGCAAAAGGCCACCUUACUGGGAUCUGCACACAUCAUUCGAAAAUACAUCACACAGUCCUAAACACUUGGGAAGUGUUCGUCUUGUGAUCCAACAUAUUUAUUUAUUUAUUUAUUUCCAUCAUUUCUAUUCUGCCCUUCUCACCUGAAGGGACUCAGGGCGGCUCACAAUCUGGCAAAAUUCAAUGCCAAUAUACAAUACAAAAAGAUAAAACAUAACCAAUUAAAACAAUUAGAUAAUUUAACAAAAUACAAUAAAUAGAUUUAAAACCAUACAUUAUAAAAUACUUGAGCCAUUCGUCCACAUAUAUAUCUCGUUUGCUGUGUCAUACUAUAUCUGUGUGAACAACAAUAACAACAAUAAUAAUAUAAAACCUUUUCUAUAUUCUGCCCUAUCUCCCCGGAGGGACUCGGGCAGAUUCCAAACAUUCAGUGCCUGAGCACAAUAACAAUACACCCAUAAUAACUAAAAUUGACAACCAAAUAUAUAAGAACAAAUUAUGACUUAACUAAAAUUUAAUUAAAAAUGCAAUCUGUUAUAUCAGACAUAAAACAUCAAACAGAAGCAUCAAAGAUACAUAGCAAAAAUUGUGUGUUUUUGGGUGGCUGGAACGGAUUAAUAGCAUUUCAGUUCAUUUCAAUAGGGAAAGAGCAAUUAGAGUGAAAAGCUCAGUCACAGAACGAAUUAAACUCCUAAGUUCAAGGUAUCACUGUAUUCCACUCAUGAAAAGCUCUUACCAUCAGGAUAUUCACUUACUGAAUAGUCAAAUACAUACUAAAUGCACCAGCAAAAGGGAGGGAUCUUGAGGCGGCUGCCUCACCAUUUGCCUCUUCUUGCUUAUGCAGUAUUUUAAAGACAAUAAAUUGUAAAACAAUAUGAUUUCUAACAGCAUAAAAGCUUUCUUUGUGUUUGUGUACACUCAGGAAUUAAUGCAGGUUGAUACCACUUUAAUUGUCAAACUUCAAUGCUAUAGAAUCCAGAGAACUGUAGGUUUGCAAGGUCUUUAGUCUUGAGUUGCUGUGAGUUUUCCAGGCAGUAUGGCCAUGUUCCAGAAGCAUUCUCUCCUGACGUUUCAGACCUCACUUCUGAGGAUGCCUGCCAUACAUGUGGGUGAAACAUCAGGAGAGAAUGUUUCUGGAACAUGACCAUACAGCCCAGAAAACUCACAGCAACCCAGUGAUUCCAGCCAUGAAAGCCUUUGACAAUAUCUCUUUAGUUUUCUUUGCUAGUGCCUCACUAAACGACAACUCCCAGGAUUCCAGAGCAAUGAACCAUAGCAGUUAAAGUGCCAUGAAACUGCAUUAAUUCUAUAGUGUAGAUGCACCCUUCUAUAGCAAAUUAUUUUUUUUUCAGGCUUGCCAAUAGACAAAAGAAGAACAUUUUGAUUUGGGUGUAAAAAACGUUUUGCCCCGUAAGAUAUUUUGGCCUACAACUACAAUUCGUUGUAAUCAGCAGAGCAAAUUAUGGGAGUUUUAGACCAAAAUAUCUGGAAAGCCAAAGGUUUUUCCCUCUUUCUUGGUGGUUCAUCAAUUUUCAUUCCAAACAGGAUGGCCAUAGGUUUAUUGAUCAUAAUUGGAUUUUUUGAAGUCAACAUAUAUUGGGUUGCUGUGAGUUUUCCGUGCUGUAUGGCCAUGUUCCAGAAGCAUUCUCUCCUGACGUUUCUCCCACAUCUAUGGCAAGCAUCCUCAGAGGUUGUGAGGUCUGUUGAAAACUAGGCCAGUGGGGUUUAUAUAUCUGUGGAAUAAUGUCCAGGAUGGGAGAAAGAAUUCUUGUCUGUUGGAGGCAAGUGUGAAUGUUGCACUUGGCCAUAUUCUUUUUUCUUCAUUCCUGAAGUUUGCUAUAAAGUUCCACUGUGUUCUUUGUAUUUGAACUCUGUAUUGCACUUCUCGGAAAAAUAACAAAUAUCAGCUGAGUUACUGCAUUUCCCAAAUUCUGGGGAACUGAACCUUGGUGUCCCAAGACUUAGUCCAAUAUUCAUAUAACUUCAUGAAGGGUUGUUGUAUGUUUUCCGGGCUGUAUGGCCAUGUUCUAGAAGUAUUUUCUCCUGACGUUUCGCUCACAUCUAUGGCAGGCAUCUGAGGAUACAACAUACAAAAUAAAAACAUACAACAACCCUGUGAUCCCGGCCAUGAAAGCCUUCGACAACUUCAUGAAGCUCUAGUGUUUUAAUGAUUUCAGUAUGACUUCUUGGUAGGGCGAAAAUGUUGUCCACGCUUCUUUGAGCUGAAAUUUAGAACUGUGUGUGCAAAUAUUAAUUCAAAAUAUUGUCUCAUUUGGAUAUAUUUUCUCUUUUUGAGUAUGUUUUUCCAAAUGGUUGUCAUUUGUGCUAUCUCCUUCCACCCUGCUGUUCUCCCGUAGAGUGUCUCCUCAAGGCUGGUCACUCGCCUACCUGGGCUUUCUGGGUUCAUCUCCUUGGCACCAGGCCUUCUGUUACAUUGCCCGUAGCGGCAGAUGGCAUUCCAGAACUCGAGAAGCCCAACAACACGUCCUCCUUGAGUUGACCUCUUGGGGAGUUGAAUUUGGAGACUGUUGUGAGCGAUUUGCAUCUGGAGGUAAUACAGUUGGCUUAUGAAUUACACAAGGGCUCAGUUCAGAACCCUUUCAUAGACUCAUAGAGUUGGAAGAGACCUCAAGGGCCAUCCAGUCUGCUAUGGAUGUUUGUUGCCACCAAAUUAUAUAGCCCUCGUACAACGGGUAGCAGUCAGAUUGAUAACUGGGGCGUGGCAUACAGGGAGCGUACUACUACUCUGCUAAGCCACUGGCUGCCAAUAUGCUCCAUGUCAACUCUAUACUCCUCUUGAUGCAGCCUAGAAUUGCAUUGGCCUUUUAAAUUGCUACAUACCCUGUUUCCCCUAAAAUAAGACAUCCCCAGAAAAUAAGACCUAGUAGAGGUUUUGCUGAAUUGCUAAAUAUAAGGCCUCCCCUGAAAGUAAGACAUGCCCACCAAACACAACACCAGAGCAUGCAGGAUCGGUAAAUGUAUGUACCAUAAAGUGUUGUACAUGGAAAUAUUAGUAGUAACAAUAAAUUCUUGUUAGGAUUCAGUUUGUCUGGUUAUGCUGGUUUAUGAUGACAGCUACAGUACAGUAUAUAAUAAAUGUUCAUUUUUUUGUUCAACAAUAAAUGUGAAUUCUUCUUCAUGGAAAAAUAAGACAUCCCCUGAAAAUAAGACCUAGAGCCUCUUUGGGAGCAAAAAUUAAUAUAAGACACUGUCUUAUUUUCGGGGAAACACGGUAACACUGCUGACUCGUUGAGUUCCUGGUCUAGCAAUACUCCUAGUCUAAUGUGUUGUCGAUGGCUUUCAUGGCUGGAAUUAUUGGUUGCUGUGAGUUUUCUGGUCUGUAUGGCUAUGAUCCAGAAGCAUUCUCUCCUGACGUUUCGCGCAUAUCUAUUGCAGGCAUCCUCAGAGGUUGUGAAGUCUGUUGGAAACUAGGCAAGUGGGGUUUAGAUAUCUGUGGAGUGUUCAGGGUGGGAGAAAGAACUCCUGUCUGCUUGAGGCAAGUGUGAAUGUUGCAAUUGGCCACCUUGAUUAGCACUGAAUUGCCUUGUCAGACUACACAGAGAAACCAUUGGAAUCCAUAAGCAUGUGGACAAUUUCAACAGAAUUGAGGAAACCAUGAAAGGGAACAAAAUCUGGCUACCAGUGUUUUAAAAACUCUAAAAUCAGGACAGUAAAUAAAGAACAACACUCUGAAAAUGGGAAUUCCAGACAGGAAACAAUCGGGGCCAGUGAACACCUCCAAACAAAGGAUUUUCCCAGGCAGGGAGCAGCAGAAUCAAGAUGCUUUCGUGGCUUCUUUUUUAGAUUAGCUCAAUUUCACAGCCCAUAUUUUUUGCUUUUAAUCCAGAGAAGAAAGGGUUACAAGCACAGAGCUCUCCUUCCUAGAGAUCAAUGUGUCAGGAAAAGAUGCAAAGCUCCUUCCUGCUUCCUGUCCUCCUCUCAUCACAUAGUGGGAGUCUGACUUGUAAAUAUCUAAUUAAUAUAUCUAUUUUAUCUUUUGCCAGCCUGGAAAAGAGAGCAACUACAGAGGCGUUAAGAGGUUUCAGGAAAGUUUGCAAUGCAAGGAGAAGGUGAGUUGAAGGAGGCUGUGUAUGUGUUUCAGAGAGAGAGAUUGGGAUUCAGGAAAGGAAGAAAGCCAUGCUUUGGAGAGAAUUGACAAUCAUGAUUUUCGUAUCUGUGAUCUGUGGGUCCAUCUACACUGUAGAAUCAAUGCAGUUUGAUACCUCUCUAACUGCCAUGGCCCAGUGCUAUGGAAUAAUGGGAGUCGUAGUUGGGUUGCUGUGAAUUUUGGGGCUGUAUGGCCAUGUUCCAGAAGCAUUCUCUCCUGACGUUUCACCCACAUCUAUGGCAGGCAUCCUCAGAGGUUGUUGCGGUCUGUUGGAGACUAGGAAAGUGGGGUUUAGAUAUCUGUGGAAUAAUGUCGAAGUUGGGAGAAAGAACUCUUGUCUGUUGAAGACAAGUGUGAAUGUUUGAAUUAAUCACCUUGGUUAGCAUUGAAAAGCCUUGCACCUUCAAAGCCUGGUGGAAUCCUCCAUUGGGAGAUGUUAACUGGCCCUGAUUGUUUCUUGCCUGGAAUUCCCCUGUUUUUGAGCUGGUUAAGUAGCCAGCUGCACUAAAUCACUCUGACUAAGAGGUCGUGAGUUCGAGGCCAGCCCAUGUCAGGGUGAGCACCUGACAAUUAAAAAAAAAUAGCCCCUGCUCGUUGUUGACCCAAGCAACUGAAAGAUAGUUGCAUCUAUCAAGUAGGAAUUUAGGUACCGCUCUGCGGGGAGUCAAAUUUAAUUAAUUUACGACACAAUAAAACUCGUUGCCAUUAUAUGUGCACAUUGUGAUCCGCCCUGAGUCCCCUUUGGAGUGAGAAAGGCAGAAUAUAAAUACUGCAGAAUAAAUAAAAUAAAUAAAAAUCUGAGGCUGAUAGUGAAUGAAUCCGUAUGGUUUUUAAAGAGAGGUUGGAUAGUUAUCUGUCAUGAUGAAAUAUGAUAGAUGGUUUUAAUGAACUGUAUGAAAGGUGUAUGAAUGAGACCUAUUGAUUUUGAAGACACAAUUCUAAGGAAUUAAGGCCUGCAAUGCCAGAAUCAUUAACUACACUCAUGGACUGUAAUUUAAAAUUGCUGGUGAGACCUGUGUGUGAAUGCUGAGUAAAAAUAUAAUCCCCCUUUGUUUGUUUAUGAGCCAAUGUGACUGCAGGUGGUCGUGAUUCCAAUGGAGUUACCGUAUAUACUCGAGUGUAAGCCGACCCGAAUAUAAGCCGAGGCACCUAAUUUUACCGCAAAAACUGGGAAAACUUAUUGACUUGAAUAUAAGACAAGGUGCCGAAGAAAAUGAAAACCGAGCUGGAAGACCAAGACAGAGAUGAAAAGGGGAAAAGGACAGAGAUGGGACAAAUUGCCUGUGUCGAUAUCGUACAAGGGACCAAAGAGAAGCUCCCAGCUGCGGUGAAGCAAAUGAAGCAGGAACCAGGGAAUGAGGAAGAGUGGCCAGAACAGUACUGGGAAGCCAAAUGGCAGGACUUCCUGAAGACCUUGCAGGCCCCUUAUUUAGGAAGGAGUUUCCCUCAGCUGUCUCCACCUCACUCUGUGGAAGCCUCCAAGGAAUGUCAAGCCGUCUUGAAGGAAGGUGCAGAGCCCAUCCUGUGGCCUGGAGGUUUGAGCCAACCCCUGUCAGGCCUCAGCAAAGACACACAAGAGACACUCAACAUCAGCCCGGAUGUCACGGUGAAAGUGAAGGAAGAGAUUCCAGAUGAGGAUACUGUCAGUUUGGAGGAACAGCGCCAACGGUUCAGGACAUUCGGCUACCAAGAAGCCGAAGGGCCCAGAGAUGCCUGCAGGCAGCUCCAGGAACUUUGCUCCCAAUGGCUGAACCUAGAAAGGUGCACCAAGGAGCAGAUCUUGGAGCAGGUGAUCCUUGAGCAAUUCCUGACCAUCUUGCCAGAAGAAGUGCAGAGCUGGGUCAGGGAAGGCGGGCCAAGGACCUGCGCCCAGGCGGUGACCCUGGCAGAAGACUUCCUCCUGGGACUGAAGAGAAGGCAAGGGCAGGAGCUAGAAGCUUUUCAGGAAGUGAUUGUCCGUUCUCCCAAGAUGGAACAGGAGCCAUCAGAUGCGGAAGACAUGGACCUCUUCAUGGACGUUGAACCGGACGGCGAUGGGGACUCAAACUUGCUCACACCUGAUGCAAUGAUGAAAGAAGAUGAAACUCCACAGUCGGAGAGAUCCAGGUCUCUUAAAUCCACCGGAAUGACCAUGGGGAAAUUUAUCCACAAUUCUCCGUUUUCAGGAAAUGGGGAAAAGACGCAUAUUCUUCAGCCUCGGAAGGUCGAUGCAAAUGAAAUCUCACUGGAAAUACCUGAAGGGACACACUUGCACGUGCCUAGAGUGGAGAAAAGGCCUGUAAGUGAGCACGGGUUGCAAACCCUUCAGGAAAACCCUUUGGUGAAGAUGCUAAGGCAGCACGUCGGCGGCAGGGAGGAAGGCAGACUGGAUUUCAACACAAGCCUCUCCCAAGAUAGAGCCACCGAGUACCUGCUGGAAAAUACCGGCAUCGUCUCUGGGCCAAGCUUCGCCCCAAGCACAAAUCUCUUCCUGCCUGCCAUGUUGCAGGGAUAUGAGUGCUCAUACUGUGGCAAGCGGUGGCAGUGCCGAUCUGAGCUCCUCCGGCACCUCAGAACCCACACCGGCGAGCGGCCACACAAAUGCUCCGACUGCGGGAAGAGCUUCAGUACCAGCUCGCACCUCAUCCAGCACAAAAGGGUGCACACGGGCGAGAGGCCGUACAGCUGCAAAGACUGCGGGAAAAGCUACCGGCGCCGGGCCUCCUUGGUCCAACACGAGAGAGAAAAGUGCCAGAAGGGAAGCCCCUUGAAUGCUCCGGCACUACCGGUGGGUUACGUAGUGUUAGGGAACUGCACUUUGCUGUGCAUGAAGAAGACGGCGCAAGGCAGGAGGAACCGGGCGAUUGCUCCGAAGGGUGGGGAAGCACCUUUGGCAGGUCAGCCAUUAAAUAUUUUAACAGAUAUUUAUCCUCAAGAGAGGAGUGACACUGACCAUUAAAGAACGAGGUAAAAUCCCCCUACAGACGGGAGCUUGCUCGAUGGAAGACAUGGGAAAGAGAGCAACCUGGAGAACGGCGACAAUUAAUAGUUCUAAAAGCAUGAUACUUGUGAGUGUCGGUUCUAGCAGUCCACAGAAAAGGAAGAGGCUCGAACAAUCCCAGAAGGGAUCACAAAAGGACAAUAAUAAUAACAACAACAACAAAGGAGCUUUCCCAAGUGUGCUGAAAACGGUGUGGCUUCUAUAUGAUGUGUUCCAAAUGGAAGUGCUCUUGAUCACCACUUUAGAACAACAAUACAGAGAAUAAGCAAGAAGGGACUAUUAUCAAUCUUCAGCGGGCUUGAGUCGGCUCCCACCCGACCCCGACCCCUACGAUAGCUGCUGCUCACCCUCGCCAACUCCAUCUCCAAUCGCGGGUCGGAAUUGCUGGGGUAAAAAAGGGGUUUUCAGCUGACCGACCUCACCAUCAUGUUGUUUCUAACACAGGCAUGGGCAAACUUUGGCCCUCCAGGUGUUUUGGACUUCAACUCCCACAAUUCCUAACAGCCUACCGGCUGUUAGGAAUUGUGGGAGUUGAAGUCCAAAACACCUGGAGGGCCAAAGUUUGCCCAUGCCUGCUCUAACAACAUCAAGCAGAAACUCAGACUUUACAGAUAAUGUGAUCAAGGACAGCCCAGCUGUCUUGACAGAAUGCUCUAUUAGUGAACCCACAACAAACAUGAAAGAACAACCCCCUAAUAUGUGCGAUCUGAUGGGACUGACCUUGCAACUUAUUUUUAACCAUAUAGAGGACCUUAAUAGGAAACUGGACUAUCUAUAUGACUAUGUAUCCUUAAUAGUUAAGGGCAACUUAGAACAGCUGAACACCAGGGUGGGAGAGGCUGGGGGCAACAAGGGUCUCGAGGGUGAUUACUGUAAGGCUGUAUCUCCUACUGACUACAGAGUCGACAACAGGGGGAUUCGAUUGCCAAUAUCCCAGCUAGGAACCCUUGCACAACAGCAAAUGCUACAACCAGAAAGGCUGGCCAUAGAGACUCAAACAGUUCACAUCAAAUAAAUGGCAAAAUUCAGUGCCUCGCAAAUAAUAAACAGAGCCGGUCCAACAAUGAGGCGAAUUAAGCGGUCGCUUCGGGCACCAAACAUACGGGGGUACAGUCGAGACCACUUUUUCUGUUUGUUGUAAAACAUGAUGUUUUGGUGCUUAAUUUGUAAAAUCUUAAUGUAAUUUGAUGUUUAAUAGGCUUUUCCUUAAUCCCUCCUUAUUAUCCAACAUUUUUGCUUAUCCAACGCUUUUAUUUUUCAAUGAUUGUUUUGGAGGGGCGCCAAAAUUCUGUUCGCCUACACUUGAAAAAUACCUAGGGCCGGCUCUGAUAAUAAAACAGUGCAUUACUCAUUUUAAACAAUGGCCUAUCAUUAUAAAUUAAACCACGAAAACUAUAAAACAUCAGAGAUAGACAUAAAGCAAUUUAAAAUUGCAUUGAUCCCGAGGUUGUCCUCUCUGCCACGCUGUUGUUGUCAGUCUCAGGGUUGAGAAAACAAUAAAGCAAUAAAUAACUAUAAAGAACGAAAUCUCUGCUCAAAAUACUCUGGGGCGCAAAAGUUUCUUUCUAAACAAUUUGAAACAAGGGUGUUGUGGUGCAGCUCACACGAACCCUAGGCUACACAUCGUAAACAGCUAUGGGCAUUGCAGUACAGUAACUGGAAAGCCACAAAUUCUGCCAUGGUUGGCUUCAGAUGUGCUAAAUUGAGCAUUAGCCUAUUAGCCAAGUGUCAUAGCCAGUCUUCCUUGUUUUUCCAGGUUCAGUGGAGCAUUAAACAUUGCUGAUGGGUUUAUUUAACUUAGAAGUGGAGUGUGUGUGCUGUGUUUAUGAGAUACAAGACAUAAAUGUUGUUCUGAUCAAAUGGACAUUUGUUCACACUCUGGAAAAACUAGCUGUCUGUAACUAAGCCUUGAUCAAUUAUUGUUAAUUGACCUUGGAGCUGAAAUAAAUAUUCAAAGUUUGAAA
Molecule: messenger RNA, 9134 nt
Organism: Anolis carolinensis (green anole)
Lineage: Eukaryota; Metazoa; Chordata; Lepidosauria; Squamata; Anolidae
Product: zinc finger protein 165
Exons: 4
Coding region: 5404-7128 (574 amino acids)
Biological process (GO): regulation of transcription by RNA polymerase II
Cellular component (GO): nucleus
Molecular function (GO): DNA-binding transcription factor activity, RNA polymerase II-specific; RNA polymerase II transcription regulatory region sequence-specific DNA binding
Source: RefSeq, a predicted model, not a curated record